CAUUCAUUCCAUUAUCGCCAUAUUUUAUUUACGUGUUUUAUCGUCGUAGAGUUUUUGUUCUUUGUGCAUAUUCUCCAGAAAAUCCUCUAUUCAGCACAAUGGAGGACCAAGGAGGAAGUUCUGCCCCUAGGGUUAGCGAUAAGCGACUGGCUCAAACGCAAGCAAAAGUAGACGAAGUUGUGGGGAUAAUGCGUGUCAAUGUUGAAAAAGUUUUAGAGAGAGAUUCUAAAUUAUCGGAGCUCGAUAAUCGAGCUGAUGCUCUGCAACAUGGUGCCGCCCAGUUCGAGCAACAGGCUGGUAAGCUGAAGAGGAAAUAUUGGUGGCAGAAUUUGAAGAUGAUGUUGAUCAUCGGUGCGAUCGCAGCCGUGGUUCUUAUCAUCAUCAUCGUUUGGGCCACAUCUGGUGGGAACUCCUCCGCCCCUGCUCCUGCCCCUGCCCCUCCCGCGAUCACUGAGAACCCGCCAGGCAGGCGAUAAUCGCCAGGAGCCGUUGUACGCGUAAGAAGUUCACUAUCAAUACCUUGAUGUUGUACUUUAUCAGACGGAUUUGUUUCAAGACUAAAACUUGACUGAGCUUGAAGUUUAAUCCCAUUCAAUCACACCCCUUCCAAAAAUACAGGACAUGAGCAUUAUGCCAUUUAUAUUUACAAUAUAAAGUAUAUUUUGUAUUGUAUUAUGUAGGUUUUUAUUGUCAUAAAAAUUUAUUGCAUUUUGAUAACAUUCUACAAAAUUCUACAUGUAUAUA
Molecule: messenger RNA, 744 nt
Organism: Hyposmocoma kahamanoa
Lineage: Eukaryota; Metazoa; Arthropoda; Insecta; Lepidoptera; Cosmopterigidae
Product: synaptobrevin-1-like
Exons: 1
Coding region: 99-476 (125 amino acids)
Biological process (GO): vesicle fusion; vesicle-mediated transport
Cellular component (GO): plasma membrane; SNARE complex
Molecular function (GO): SNAP receptor activity; syntaxin binding
Source: RefSeq, a predicted model, not a curated record